Messenger RNA from Erythranthe guttata (spotted monkey flower), 1203 nucleotides. RefSeq names its product Putative lysine decarboxylase family protein. Lineage: Eukaryota; Viridiplantae; Streptophyta; Magnoliopsida; Lamiales; Phrymaceae. The record is from RefSeq and is a predicted model, not a curated record.
UUUUCACCCUUCUUCCUUGGAAGAAUCGAAGAAAAAAAGAACCUAUUCCGAUUCCCCUCUGCGGAAUAUUUCAACUCUGUUUCGUUAAAGGAAAUGCCGAUUGCAAGAAUUUGAUACAAACUGCAAAAUUUUAUUGGUGCUUUUGAGCUUCUGAAGAUGGGGUUUUCACUUGCUGGUUCGACUUCAUUACGGCAAUGCUACCUAAACAGAAGUAAUUCACGAAAGAUUCCGUCUAUUGACGGAAACCGGAAGCUCGCCGUGAAGUUCAAUUUUUCUGGGCGGCUUCACGGAAUGGCAAAAUCGAGAAGGUAUAUUUGCUGCAAGUCGGACGGCGUCGUUUUUGAGGAGAGAACAAGCCCUGCAGAGGUGAAGAAAGAAAUCGAGCAAUGCUACGAGCUUAUAAACCAACUCGGCAGAGGGGUUGUGUACUUGGGUUCAGCAAGGUUGGGGCCUAACCAUCCACAUUAUUCACAAGCAUUUGAAUUGGGGAAGGAAAUUGCGAUGCUUUUAAAUUGUACUUCAUGGUCAGGGGCGGGUCCCGGCCUAAUGGAUGCCGUGACUAAAGGCGCCCUCCAAGCAGGGAAACCCGUUGGUGGAUUUAAGAUAGCUAAAGAAGCUGGAGAAUGGACUGCUACGAAUUUCCACCCGUACCUACCGUUAGACACCUAUUUAACUUGCAGAUUCUUUUCUGCAAGAAAGCACGGGUUAGUGGAUGCUGCUGCUAGAGCAUCUAAUUCGGAUAAAACGGCUGUUGUUGUUCUGCCAGGUGGAAUCGGUACACUGGACGAGGCGUUCGAAAUCUUGGCAUUGAUUCAACUUGAAAGGAUCGGAUCGGUUUUUCCCGUUCCGUUUAUUCUGAUGAACUAUGAUUCGUUUUACUCGAAGCUGUUGGAAUUCAUCGGCGAUUGUGAGGGCUGGGGUACUGUGUCGAACGGUGAGGUGGCGUCCUUGUGGAAGGUUUGCAAUACUAACUCGGAAGCUUUGGCUUAUCUGGCAGAAUAUUAUGUACUGUCUCCUACCGAUGAAGGUAAGAGCAUCUCCUUGUUGGGAAAUGACCAAGAAUCUUUACUUUUGUAGACUUCGAUUGUUGUACCUUCAUAUUUGUCAUCAAUCUAUUAGAAUAUUUAUCAUUUAUCGAUUAAAAUUUGAGAAAUGAUAAGAAUCUUUUUUUUCUGCUGAAUCUAUGAUAUCCAUGUUCGUAUA